AUGAAGCGUUUGUCGUCUUUUUCGUUCGCUGUAAUAAGUUUAUUUGGGUCCCACGCUUUCUCAGUUCUAACAGACAGCAAUAUCAAGAACUCAACAGACUUAGACUUCGGUUCACUUGAUACUAAACAUGUAGACGUAUUUCGACAGUUACUAAAUCAAGAGACCCUGAUCCGAAUGACACUGGUGAAAAAUGUCCACGCACUGAUGAAAGACAUGGUCUCCCUUCAACAAAGUCUCGUGUCUUCAGAAAGCGAGAUGUCUUCGCUGAAAGAAACAACCACCAGAGAAAUAGGCGAGUUGAAGAAAGAGGUGCGAUCGCUUAAGCUGGAAAACAAUCGAUUAAGCAACAAAGUUACCAAAUGUAAUGAGAAUAUCGAGUCUUUGAAAGAAAAUUUAACAGUGGUUGACGCCAGUCGCCGAGUUUUCGAAACACAGCUGCUAAAGGAAAAACAAUUGUUUGAACAGAACACGUCCGGUAUCUUAGCCGACAUUAAAACUGAAGUUCGGUAUUUAUCCAUUACGCUUCUGGACCUCCAAAAACACAGUCUGGAAAUCGACAAGAAUAUUCCGGAACUCAUUGACAACAGAUACGAGUUGAUAUCAGGUAGACUUAAUGAUUCUUUGGAGGCUUAUAACACAGAACUGAGAUCAGCCAACGAUAAACUGAGUUUGACUCUAACUGAUCUACAGAAAAGUCAACAGACCAUGACAGAUUCCUUAUCUGAUCAUAUGAACAACACAAUAGAAGGCCUUCAAUCGGAACUCAAACAGACUCAGUUUGAACAAUUAAAACUCUCGUCUUCUGUGUCAUCUCUUGAGGUGUUCCGAUUGAAUUUUACCAACAAGCGGUGUGAUGUGUCUACAAAAGUUGCCUUCACCGCGGGUAUAACGUCCUCCGACUCUUCAUGGAGCGGAAGUACACUGGUUUUCCCCAAGAUAAUAUUUAAUACAGGUGGAGGUUACAACCCCACUACAGGGAUGUUCACGGCCCCCGUGGACGGGCACUACGUCUUCUUCGUCAGUGUACAGAGUUAUGGUACAAACGACAUUCGGGUGGACAUUGUAUUGAAUGGAGAAUCCAAGGUCAAGACAAUGGCAUACGACAGUGGUGGUAAUGAUUAUUACGAGGCAGGGGUUAACCUGGUUGUGUUAAAGCUUAAUCAGGGAGACAAAGUGUGGGUCAAACGUUAUACAGGCAAUGGAUACUAUUCCGACUCUGUACCUGUGACAACCUUCUCUGGAUUCCUUUUGUAAAAAAAAAAAUGAUUACAGUAUAUGGAAAAGAUGAGGACAAUGUGUCUAAUGGUAUAGUUUUCAUAUGUUCACAAAUUUAUAACAAGUCGAUUUUUUCGUAAUAUAUAGAUUCCCCGAAAAUAUUCCAAGACAUACAGUUGGUUUCAAUCGAGUUUUAUAAUGUUCAAGUGUUUGAAAGAGGAUCCAAAAUAAAUGAACUAUUUAAUGUUGCUUCCUAUAAAAAUUAGUUCAUUAUGAUUUAUUUGUCUUGUCUUGUAUUUUGACUUUUUAUAUUUGUAUAAUCAUGGGUCUUCUGAUUUUAUCAACUUUGUGAAUUUAAGUGCACAUUCAACUGCGAUAGCA
Molecule: messenger RNA, 1596 nt
Organism: Saccostrea cuccullata (small rock oyster)
Lineage: Eukaryota; Metazoa; Mollusca; Bivalvia; Ostreida; Ostreidae
Exons: 3
Coding region: 1-1254 (417 amino acids)
Molecular function (GO): protein binding
Source: RefSeq, a predicted model, not a curated record